AGUUUACAUUCGCGAUAUCGAAUUGCCGUGUGUUGAUAAUGAAGUGUGUUAAUAAUCAAGUGCAAUUAUUUUAAAAGCUCAACAAACGGUAUCCUGUUCCUACCUAUCCGAUGCCAUUAUUUCAAAAGGAUUUUACAAUUUAAUAGAAUAUGUAAGCUCUGCACCAUGCAACAAGUAUCGCUAAGUUGACCCCAGAGGGAGGGUUAGUUCCUCCCCCCAAGCCCCCCCCUCCCACCCCCUGGGUGUUGACCCCUCUACCAGCCCCCACAGGUGUUCAAUGGCCGACCCAAAUGUAGCCAAGUUGACGGCCAGCCUAGAGGACCUGUCCUUGAAGAAGCAGCUACCUUUGAGACAGCAGACCCAGAAGCCCAUGCUAAAAUACAGCAACAACUCCAUCAAGCCCGUCCAGCUGUUUAACCAUGCUGACCUUGUUUCCGUGCGCAGCAAUGCCGAGGCCGCCCGCAACGCCUACAGCAGUCUGAGCAAUGCCUCAGCCAACAGCACCAUGCCAACGCCGUUCCGUUCCACCAUGAAACCGCCACCUAGUUCCCAGCAACUUCUUAAAGCAGCCACUGGUACUAACAUUUCGUCCACCUCAAGUGGAAAUGCUGCCCCAAAAUCUGCCACAACGAAGGGUCACAGCAACCCAAACGCCCGCCCGCUGAGUGCCAAAGACAUUGCGAGUGACCUUCAAUCACAGCAGCAGAAGAUCAAGAAGACCAACAGUGUAUCUCAGAUGCAAUCGGGUCCCAAUGCCAUGUUUAAUAUCGGACCAGACGGAACGCCAGUAUUUGGUUAUCCAAUGAACGCGUUCAUGCGUCCCCAGAGUGCCUUGCGAAAGGAGACUCCUGCACAGACCUCCGUAGCGAAAUCUACAACAACGAAAAAAACUAGCGAGGAAACGACAGCAUCGAAAACUGGAGCGACGAAAUCUACCGCCACCGCGAGUCCUAGAAAAGAAAUUCCGCCGACAAAGCUAGAACGGGAAACUGACCUUAGUCUGAAUGGUCAGUCAAAUAAUAAAGAAAAUAGUGGACUGAAGAAUCAGUUCGGACCGGCGUCAAAAGUAAUACCUGCUUCGAGUAGUUCACAGUUGUUAAAUCAGAGUGUUAAUAGCCCCUCUUCUAGUCCUGUAAAGGUGUCUGCAGCCUCACAGACUCAAAAUAGCACCCUUGCAAAGAAUGUGGACUCAAGCUUGAGCUCCAUUCCCUUUACUCAAGAAGUGGGCUCGGAAAAUAGUUCAAAGGCUGUUGCGUACGCUAAACCAGUCUCUUCGCUGCCGCGUCCGGGUUCUGCCGUGAAAUAUGUUACGCCAGAUUCGCAGAUGCCAGUUCGGAACCUGAAUUACACUCCCACUAAACCGUACCACGAAGUGGCGAAUCCAAAACCUGUAAUUUCAGCCACAACCAAAACUCAACAGACUAGCGAGUCUAUAAUAACCGUGAAAGCAGAGCCGCCGAAAGGCGUAACUUAUAUGGCUCCCUCUGUAAUAAAUAAGCCAAAUAAGGCAAACAAGGCUGCCUUAAGCCAGAGCAGCGGCUCAAAUAGUUCCAAACUGUCCAGUGACAGUUCUUCAUCGGGAACAAUGUACUAUAGCAAGAAGUCGAAAGCGGAUAUUAUGAUUCACGAACAACGCCCACCAGCCAUUGGUGCGCCUUCCAAACCCCCUCGAGGAGCUGAAAAGGGGUCAGCCACAAAUUUUACGUCUGGGUCAGAAUUAGAUGAAGCAGCAGAUGAUGAGUCCGAAAUUCCAUCAGGGGAGAGGAUGCCAGGUGAUGGGGAGGCCAGCCUACUUGGGGAUGAAAAUGAGGACGAGGACUUCCCAGAAGAUUGUGAAGAUGACAUCGUGGACAAUCUAGAUGAUGACUUCGUUGGAGGAUCCGACGGCGAGUCCGAUGGGUAUUCCUUCACUAGCAGUAGCAUGUCACGCCCCUCAACCUCGACACAACGCCUAAAGUCACGACCCGUGAGCGCUGUAGAAAGUGAGGUCAUCAGCGUCAGUCGAUCUCAGACCGCCUCGCCCGAUAGGAGCAUCAAGCCUCCACUGACCAAGAGUUUGUUUCCAAACAUUCCGCCAGUCGUGACUUUCGUUGCUGAGGGCGACAAAGUUGAGCAACUACCAUGGGAAGUGAGAAAAUACCUUAAAUGGCGUAUAACCUCCAUAACUCCGAAUGUUGUGAAACACUGCCUGGCGCGAUCAGGAUUUCGGAUCACGAAACGCAACCAUGACUGGCUGGGCUGCUGGGGAAAGCACAUGAAAUCUCAGGGAUUCAAGGCUUUAAGAGAGUAUCAGAAGCUGAACCAUUACCCAGGGUCAUUCCAAAUCGGCCGCAAAGAUAGACUGUGGCGUAACCUCUCAAAGAUGCAGGUCCACUUCGGGAAAAAGGAGUUUGGGUUUUUCCCGCAGACCUACUGCCUUCCAUAUGACUCAAAGCUCCUGAAACGAGCCUUUGAAGACGGAAGUACAAAGCAGAAAUGGAUAGUUAAACCACCAGCUUCUGCUCGAGGUAUCGGAAUCAAGGUUAUCAGCAAACUAACCCAAGUACCAAAGAAACGGCCUGUCAUAGUUCAAAGGUAUCUUGCCCGUCCCUACCUUAUCAACGAUAGCAAGUUUGACAUGAGGGUCUAUGUGUAUGUCAGCUCGUUCGAUCCGCUACGGCUCUACGUGUUUGAAGACGGACUUGCAAGAUUUGCCUCGAUGAAGUAUUCCAGUUCCAUGAAACAUCUCGCAAACAAGUUCAUGCACCUGACAAACUACUCGGUGAACAAAAGAAAUGCUGACUACCAGGCCAAUGCAGACGAUACUGUGUGUCAAGGGCACAAGUGGAGUCUGAAGGCGUUUUGGAACUACAUGAAGCGGCAGGGAAUCAACACGAAUGCUAUCUGGGAGAGCAUGAAGGACCUCAUUAUCAAGACCAUUAUCUGCUCUGAAGGCCCGGUGAACAGCUUGGUGAAAGCGAACUGCAAGAGUCGCUACUGCGUUCAUGAGUUGUUUGACUUUGACAUUCUACUGGAUGAGAGCUUAAAGCCGUGGGUCCUAGAAGUCAACAUCUCACCUAGUUUGCAUUCAAACUCGCAGCUGGACGUGAACAUCAAGGGUCAGAUGAUCAAAGACCUCAUGAACAUCUCUGGAAUCCGAGUGCCCGACAAGCACGACGUCGUGCCGCAUGCACCUCAGACCAGCUGCCCUCCAGAUCUCAGCAAUUAUGUGCCACCCAAUAAUGUCUGCAUGGACAAACGCUUGUUUAGUCAACAACUCUCCCCAGAUGAGAGAGCAAAGCAUGCGUACUACAGUCAGAGGUAUCAAGACGAGUUGGGGGAGUUCCCCGGAGUCUCCGGAAGUAAUCUCACCUAA
This is a messenger RNA of Dreissena polymorpha, 3355 nucleotides long. RefSeq names its product tubulin monoglutamylase TTLL4-like. Bases 278 to 3355 code for a protein of 1025 amino acids. The record is from RefSeq and is a predicted model, not a curated record. Gene Ontology annotation, cellular component: cilium. Gene Ontology annotation, molecular function: tubulin-glutamic acid ligase activity; tubulin binding. NCBI's taxonomy places the organism in Eukaryota, Metazoa, Mollusca, Bivalvia, Myida, Dreissenidae. The transcript has 16 exons. Gene Ontology annotation, biological process: protein polyglutamylation; microtubule cytoskeleton organization.